Messenger RNA from Zophobas morio, 1821 nucleotides. It is a transcript of the gene Eip63F-1, whose product is annotated as calcium-binding protein E63-1. NCBI's taxonomy places the organism in Eukaryota, Metazoa, Arthropoda, Insecta, Coleoptera, Tenebrionidae. Bases 633 to 1130 code for a protein of 165 amino acids. The record is from RefSeq and is a predicted model, not a curated record. Gene Ontology annotation, molecular function: calcium ion binding; enzyme regulator activity. The transcript is spliced from 5 exons.
ACUGAUAAAAGAUAAGGGAUCAGUGAUAUCUAUAUAGACUCUGAAAGGUACUUUGAUCAAAAUUAAUGGCGGCUUAAAAUGAUGAAGUGCAUGAUAAACGGGGCCUCUGUAGUGGCAUACAAUCGACGAUCCAGCAAGUUUAGCACCACGUAUACUUAAGUUAAGUAAGGGCAGGAGUGAAUUAAGUCGUUACGGAACGUGAUGCAACGCUGCCGUUUCUAGAACCCGUCCGAAAUCGAGCACUCGACGUGGCUAUCUUCCCUCAUAAAGAUAUGAUAAACAUGUUUUCAAAAAUAUUGUUAUCUGAGUGCUAAUAGUGUUUCGGCUUUAGAAAAAUGGUGGUAUUUAUAUCGCCACUUGUUGCGUAACGUAAAUUUUCGCAGGUGAGCACAGUAUCAAGGAAGAGCGUUAUCUGUUAGCACACGGAUCGGUGUAGGGUGAUGAUGAUGUUUGUUUCGGGUCUUGCUAAGUUUAUAAAUCCAAGCGUGACUUACACCAAGUGAGAAGCCUUCCACGCCGUUGGCAGCUCCCGACAUUGUUCAGUAUUUCAGUAAACAUUGACGAAAUUGUCGCUGUUACAAAUCGAUGCUGUGAUUAGAUAAAGACUAUCGGUACAUCGCAAACUGUCCACAAUGGCCAAACCCAGCCAACGCAGAAGGAGCUCCAUCAAGAAGGAGUUCAACGAGAAGGAACUGCAAGACUUACGGACGGCCUUCGAACUCAUCGACUCGAACCAAGACGGCCGCAUCAACCCCGACGAAUUCAAAAUCAUGCUGAAAAAUCUCGGCAUCGAGCUCGAGGACGAAAAGAUCGAAGACCUCAUCCGGAGUGCGAGUCACGCAGGCAUCGAGGUGAUCGACGAAAAUGAGUUUCUCACGUGGAUCAAACACAUCCAGGAUUUAAGACCCGAGUCGAAAAGCGAGGACGACGACUCCAAGGAGCUUAUGGAGGCGUUCAGGGUCUUCGAUCUCGACAACAACGGCUACAUCACCCGGGACGAGCUCAGGACCGCCAUGGAGAAAAUCGGCGAACCCGUCACCGAGGUGCAGCUGACCGAGUUUAUCACUUUAGCAGAUACAGAUAAAGAUGGUAGAAUUAAUUACGAAGAAUUUGCGCGGUUGUUAUCGUGAGGUGACGGACUAGAUAGACUUUGCGGCGUUGGAAGUGGGGGUUUGGAAAAUUUUAUUAAAUGAGGAAUUUCAAGUUAGAGGACAGCAAAUAUUACGGCUAUUAAUUAUACGAAAAUAUACUUGGAGACUAUUUAUAUUUGCCGCACUCUAAAUUUGGACGCAAGGCUAGAAAGCGGCUGCAGUAUAGCUUGUCAUAUUAAGAAAACAAUAUUUGGCAGCGGUUACAUUGUGGGGUCAUAAAUUCCCGUUUUGUUCGAGGAAUUCGCAUUCUUUCAAAAUGUCAGCACCCACGUUCGCUUCCACGACUUCUUCAUCGUCCUCUGGGAACAACGGCCAACGAAAAUAGUCGGAAUUUCUUGAAAUCCAAUAUUAGCGAGCGCUGACGUCAGCGAUUAUCUCUACAAGUGAAUUCCUCUAACUUAUUGCCUGAUUAGCGAUAAGCUGUUUAAACUGAAUUCGUCUAUUAUGCAAAUGUGUGACACAAAUAAAGUUUUCCAAAUCUCACUAAUAAAGUUAUCAGAGAGUGUGUAACUUUCCGGUAGGUGGCAGUAAUCAACUUAGUCGUAAAUUAUUUCAUCUUUUACUAGCAAAUAAAUAUCGCUAAGGUUACACGUACGUAACUACUCGUAUUAUGUACAAAAUAGGUUUAUGUAAAUAUAAGGAACUAAUAAAUUACAUUUUGAACAUCGAA